Glarea lozoyensis ATCC 20868 is the source of this 1083-nucleotide messenger RNA. RefSeq lists its product as uncharacterized. The transcript has a single exon. The record is from RefSeq and is a predicted model, not a curated record. Bases 1 to 1083 code for a protein of 360 amino acids. Lineage: Eukaryota; Fungi; Ascomycota; Leotiomycetes; Helotiales; Helotiaceae.
AUGUCCGUAUGCCAUUUCUUCCCAAAGCUUCCAUGCGAAAUUCGUCUACGAAUCUUUGAAUGCGCAUUAGCAGCGGAUCAACCACGAAUUGUCGAAGUAUACAUCAAGUCCGGCGAAAUAUUCUCGACAACUCCUCCUCCACCACUCCUCCACGCAUGUUCUGAAUCACGGAACGUCACCAUAAGGAAAUACAAGCCGUGGCUUCCCCAGUUCAAGAACUACGCCGAUCAAGAUCGCUGGCGAAGUCUGAUUGAGGAAUUUGGAUACGACAAGCUGUCAAGGCUGCAGAACGUCUGGGUCGACUUGGAAGGCGAUGAAUUGCUUGUAACGGGAGAGAUUGAAAACUUGCCAUAUCCUCUUGGCCCGUUGGACGAAGCGCAUAUUACUUCGAUUGGUAUCAAGAUUCGGUCUCUUGAAUCGAGGACCAAUCUACGGUUUCUGUGGGCGGAUACUUGGGAUCCAUCAACCGACCGUUUCUCUUGGGCUUGUGCACGUCAGUUCCAAUUACUGAAGUCUCUGAAGUCCCUGUCUAUUCAUCAAUUCCACGCUCGGCGGUACUCCAAGAAUUGUAGACACCAAAAUUUAGUGGAUCUGGGAUUGAGAGACGAGGGUGAUGGGGAUAGAAAUAUUAUUCUGAACUCCAUACGUCUUGGCGAUUUCAGUAAUCCCGAAUAUAGCCAGCCUUGGACAACCUACCGAUAUCCUUCACCAUCGUUGCGAGAGUCCAAUUCUGAUGACGAUCUGGAAGAUCUCAAUCAAGACUUAUCAGGUAUGUUUCCUCAAGACGGACACCAUUUGCAUUUACGAGGUGGAGCUUCCACACCAAAUAUGACUGGUCUAGCCACUCCAGACCCCGUAUCACCAGUGAGCCAGUCGGGAAGCAAUUACCACACACCUGGGUCUGAGAUUUUGUCUGCCGAAGUCGACGCUCAGCUGAGAGAUGAUAUUGCAGAGGCUAUGAGCUCUCCUAGCCAUGUCCAUCAGUCACGGAAGCGUGAGAGGGACGAGGAUGAAGAUGACAAAGAGUCGGUUGAGGGGGAUGCUUCGCCACUUUAUGUGGGAAAAGUUGAGGGCUUUGCGUGA